CUUCCAGAGCUGCCUGGGUUGCUGGAAGGUGCAUUUGCGGCAUGAUGCGCCUGAUUUGAGAAAUUGUAUAUUUUCUGAUGAUAUCAUUGACCAUUGGUGACGCACUUUUAUGGAACUAUACCGUUCGCUUUAGCUGUCAAUGUCCACUAUUCGUUUUUGUCGUUUUUUAAUUAUUUUUACAUUUCAUACCAGUAUGUUCCCUUCGUGCUAUUCAAAGCCGACGAUUUCAAAGGACCUAUUCAAAAGGACUUCUCUGACAAAGAUAUUACUAGGAGUGUUCGUCGUGUAUAUGUCACACACCUGCUGGGUGAUCUAUGGCUUCGUAUACACCAAGCCUUGUGAGAGAGGUAAAGGAGACUGCAUUUCUUCCUACCUUGCAGAAAGACCCCGUCUCCAGCUCAGCAUUUUCUCCAGUUUGAGGCCUGAUGACAGUGAACUCAACCUCAUCAUCCAGAUAGAUGACUUUGACAUACAUUCUAAUUUUGAAAGGGUGGUGAAUGUAUCCCUGCCACUGGCAACACGUAACAACGGGACUCUGCACACAUUGGUUUAUGUACACAAGUUUGGAGUGUCUCCCUUGCAGGAUAACCGGCAGGUCCAUCAUGUUGCCCAGCUCAGCACCUACAUGCUUUCCAAAGGAAAUCUCAGCUCUGCUAAAAAGGUCCUCAAAAAACAUGCUGUCACUGCUCCUCGAGUUGUAGACAGACCCAUCUCUCACUGGAGGUCCCGUCUAACCCUAAACAUGAUGUCAGAGGACUUCACCUUCAACAGAGGGACCUUGCCAAGUGAUGUCCGGCGCUACAUGAGAGUAUUUCAGGAUGAGAACAGGAUGGUAUAUCUCCCAUUUUUACACAUUGAUGAACUCAGCGUCAGGGUAAAGGAUAUGAUGGAGAUUAACGGCUCCACAACCAAACUACCUCUUACAAUAUCCUACGAAGGCCUAUCGCUGAGGCAAUUCCGUUUCUGGAUCCACAUGCAGGAUGUAAUGUUUUCACUGAAACAUUUUGGGUUCACUGAGGUGAAUAUAGAUGAAAUCAAAGGUGUUCUUGUGGACAACAACUUGUACCUGUUAGCAUUGACUACCCUGGUGACUGCAUUCCAUUUCAUAUUUGAAUUCCUGGCCUUUAAAAAUGACAUAAGCUUUUGGAGGAAGAAGAAAAACAUGGUGGGCAUGUCUCGAAAAGCAGUGCUGUGGAGAUGCUUUAGCACCAUAGUGAUUUUCCUGAAAAUGCUGGAGGAACGAAGCAGUUUGCUAGUUCUCAUUCCUGUUGGAAUAGGAAUCAUAAUUGAGGUAUGGAAGGUCAAAAAGGUUUCUAAAAUACAGCUACAGUGGAGAACCUCUAGGUCUAUAGUUCAUGUUGGUAAAUUUGAUGAAUCAGAGAGAAAGACUACACAACAUGACACACAGGCAAUGAAAUGCCUGUCUUAUUUAGUGUACCCUCUGUCUAUUAGUGGAUCCAUAUUCUCUCUGGUAUACCUGAGGUAUAAAAGCUACUAUUCAUGGUUAAUCAACAGCCUUGUCAGUGGGAUUUAUGCUUUUGGAUUCCUUUCUAUGGCUCCUCAGCUGUUCAUUAACUUCAAGUUGAAGUCCGUGGGCCAUUUGCAAUGGAACGUAUUGAUGUAUAAAGCAGUCAAUACAUUCGUCAACGAUGCCUUCGCCUGUGUCUUCAGCACACACCCAUCCCACCAGCUGGGCUGCUUCAGGGAUGAGAUUCUGUUUCUUGUCUACCUUUACCAGAGGAGGCUUUACUCAACAAACAAGACCAGAUGUCGUGAGUAUGGAUCAUGCCACCACAACCACAGGAAACUCAAAGCCCAAUGAUGACUGAGGUUAACACCAGAAAACAGAGUUGAAUGAAGGAAACAUACCUGCACAUGGUGGGGUUGUAAACAGCAUGGGAGAAUCUCUGAGGGUGCAGCGGGUUUAUUAUAAGCCUUUAGGAAAGUUUAUCAUUAGUUUUGUAAGUAGAGAAUACAGCUUAUUUUCUGUCAACCCUGUGUUGUUCAUCAUUAACCACUGAUAUUUCCAUGUGUUAUGACUGACUGUAUGUAGCCUACUGAAGCAUGAACCUUGGUUUAUUUUUAGUGAUACAUAUUAAUACUGCAUUGUUGGGUUUGGAGCUUGCAAGAAAGGCAUUUCACUGUACUUGUGGACAUGACAUUAAAACUUGAAACAGGAAGCUACCCCUCGGCUUGCCUGCACUGCUCCAUAAUACCAGUAUGUAGCCUACUGAAGCAUAAAGCUACCCUUCGCCCUGCCUGCACUGCUCCAUAAUACCAGAUAUAACCAGUAUGUAGCCUACUGAAACAGGAAGCUACCCCUCGCCCUGCCUGCACUGCUCCAUAUUGUCCACAAGGAGGCGGUGUUGUCAGCUCCUUGCUGUACGGUUUUCUGCUUGUUCUUUCAGUCUGCUACUUUCUGUUUGAGAAUAGUACAUGGACAGAUGGGUACUAAAAGGGGGAAAUAGAAACAUGUACAAAAUAUGGAGUAACAUGAAGUACAGUGAACUCCUGAUAAAUUCAAUGGCUUUGGACUGUAAUAUGUGAGAGCUAACUGGAACAUGCACAUAUCCUGUAUGUAUCCAUGAUGUAUUUGAAAUGGGACUAUUGAGCUACAAUGCACUAAUGGAGUUUUUGAACUUCUACAAUGCGCACUUAUCAGGAAUCAACUGUACUUUUAAAUAAUGAAGAUACUGUAAGGUCUUUAAAAAAUGUAGGAAGGCUAGCGUGAUGUUUUUGAAUCACAUUUGUCUACUAGGGUUUAGGAAAUGCCUUUCCUCUUUGAUUAAAUUAUUACAAUUAAAUGAUUUACCUGUAUCUCUGCUGCAUUGUCAUGACUGAACAUUAAAAGCCAGCUUGUUAACCAGCAUGA
Messenger RNA from Coregonus clupeaformis (lake whitefish), 2872 nucleotides. RefSeq names its product cleft lip and palate transmembrane protein 1-like protein. Gene Ontology annotation, cellular component: endomembrane system; membrane. The transcript is spliced from 17 exons. NCBI's taxonomy places the organism in Eukaryota, Metazoa, Chordata, Actinopteri, Salmoniformes, Salmonidae. The record is from RefSeq and is a predicted model, not a curated record. Bases 140 to 1822 code for a protein of 560 amino acids.